Messenger RNA from Geosmithia morbida, 384 nucleotides. Its product is annotated as Protein of unknown function (DUF3602). NCBI's taxonomy places the organism in Eukaryota, Fungi, Ascomycota, Sordariomycetes, Hypocreales, Bionectriaceae. The record is from RefSeq and is a predicted model, not a curated record. The coding region runs from base 1 to 384 and encodes 127 amino acids. The transcript has 2 exons.
AUGUCGACCGAGGUGUCUCACGGCCGCGGCGGCGCCGGUAACAUCAACCCCGACGAGACUGAGUAUGUCGACGGCUCCAUUGUCCGCGUGGGUCCCGAGGGCAGUCACGGAGACGGUGCAUACAGCGCUGGUCGGGGAGGAGUUGGUAACAUUGGCGAUGCCGGUACGCUGCCCUCUGAGCGCAGGGACAGCGACAUGGUCCCUGAAGAGGCCAGGAAGUCUCUCGAGCCCGGCGAGGCCCACCACCUUGGUCGCGGCGGCAUCGGCAACGAGCAGCCCGCCCCGGAGGACGGCAAACCCAAGGCUCCCGCCGCCGAACCCAAGCCCAAGGUCCCUGUCGGCCUCGCCGACAAGCUCAAGAACAAGCUGUUUGGAAAGAAGUGA